This is a messenger RNA of Funneliformis mosseae, 657 nucleotides long. The record is from the annotation of a GenBank genome assembly. Lineage: Eukaryota; Fungi; Glomeromycota; Glomeromycetes; Glomerales; Glomeraceae.
AUGGCGGAGUGGCAAGUUCGUGAACAUCCUGAUACAAUCGUCUUGUUCGAUGUAGAUGGUACUCUAACACCAGCUCGUAAGAAAAUAACACCAGAAAUUGCGGAAAUACUUAAAAUUUUGAAAAAAAAGGUAGUCGUCGGGUUUGUAGGUGGCUCUGAUAUUGCAAAGCAACAAGAACAACUUGGACAAAAUGCUAUUAACGAAUUCGACUUUGCAUUCUCUGAGAAUGGACUUACUGCCUAUAGACUAGGAAAACAACUCGCGUCACAAAGUUUCAUUGAUUGGAUAGGUGAGGAGAAAUAUUCUAAAUUGGCUAAUUUCAUUUUGAAAUACAUCGCGGACCUUGAUCUUCCAAAGAAACGUGGGACAUUCAUAGAGUUCAGGAAUGGAAUGAUUAAUGUUUCACCCAUUGGAAGAAACUGCAGUACGGAAGAACGGAAUGAAUUUGAGGCUUAUGACAAAAUUCAUAACAUUCGACCUAAAUUUGUGCAAGCAUUAAAAGAUGCUUUUCCGGAUUAUUCUCUGACAUUUUCGAUUGGAGGUCAGAUAUCUUUUGAUGUGUUCCCCACAGGGUGGGAUAAAACUUAUUGUCUCGAUCAUAUUGAGUCUGAAGGAUUUAAAAAGAUUCACUUUUUUGGUGAUAAAACUUACGAGUGA